Cooperia oncophora is the source of this 1047-nucleotide messenger RNA. The record is from the annotation of a GenBank genome assembly. NCBI's taxonomy places the organism in Eukaryota, Metazoa, Nematoda, Chromadorea, Rhabditida, Trichostrongylidae.
AUGUCACCAGAAAGGAACUCAGAAAAAUUGGAUUCGUCUCGAGAAAAGGAUUCAGAGGAAAUGGAAUCGUAUUCAGAAAAAGAUUCGAAGAAAACGGAUUCGUAUCGAGAAAAGGGCUCAGAGAAAUCGAAGUCAUCUCGUGAGAAGGACUCAGAGAAAUCAGAAUCGUCUGAAGGAAGGGAAAAGAAGAAAGAAAAAUCUGAUCGUAGUGGUUCUGACAAAAAUGACAGCAAAAGAUCGGAAGAUCGAAAGGAUCGAAAAGAGGAAAAGUCAGACAAGCGAAGGCGGGACGAGAGUGAUAGCAAAAGAUCAGACGACCGAAAGGACCGAAAAGAGGAAAAAUCAGAGAGACGAAGAAGUGAUGAUCGCCGCGAAGAACGCUCAGAAAGAUCCCGGAGGGGUGAUGAUCGAUCAGAUGAUAGUCGACAACCGAAGAAAUACAGUGACAGCGAUGAUAGCCGAAAAUCAAAAAAGUACCCUGAUAGUGAUGAUCACGAAGGGUCGAGCAAGAGACCACGAAGAGAUGACCGCGAUAGUGGAAAAUAUGAUCGAUAUCGUGACAACAAUAGAGGUAACCGAGGUGGAUGGAACCGUGGAAAUGACAGAAAACGCGACGACUACCGCCAGCGUAGUUGGGAUGAGAAGGAUCGAUAUCAGAGGAAAGACGAUCGUCAUGAUCGAGACGCUGGCAUGAGACGCGGUGGUCGAGGCGGUUACGAAGGAGGAGGUCAGCGCUAUGGUGGACGUGACCGAAACAACGAUGAUUUGAGAGAAGGUGGAUGGAAAGGAAAAAAUUUCAGAAACAAGGACAGCGCGAUAACAGCGAGUGGUGUUGGUGGUGACCAGGCGAACAAAUUUCUGAAACUCAUGGGCAUCAAGAAUGUUCCCACUGUUGAUCCAACCACUUCGUUACAGGAGGACAGUAGCCGUCUCAAGGAGGAAAGUGAAAAGCAAAAGAAAGUGAUGCGAGAUUUGGAUCGGCAAUAUGAAAUUGCACGUGAAGCCACACACAUGGGACGAGGCUUAGGACUAGGAUUUCAUCAAUAA